AUGUCGAGCGAGUCACCAUUACCCACACCCGCCCAGAAUGUGGUGCUUGAUACAUCGAAGCUCACCGAGUCUUCAUCAGCAUCGGUCUGGGAUCGCAUCACCAACUGGGUCUCCGAGAACAAGGCCGUUGUCUAUACCAUUGCCGGUGUUGCCGUUGUCGUGACCGGCGCGGGUGUCGUCUACUACCUGAACGACUCCAGCAAGUCCACUCCCUCCGUCCCCAAGAAGAGCAAGAACCAGCGUCGGAAAGAGAAGAAGAAGGCCGAAGAGGAGAAGAAGGCCAAGACUGUCUCUGAUGAGUCUGCCAAGAAGACCGAGGAGUCCGCCGAGGAGCUCCCCGAGGUUGAUGAGGCUACCGUUGGCCAGUUGUCCGAAGAGACCCGCAACGCCUACGCCGGCAAGCUGAAGGCCGCCGGUAACAAGGCUUACGGAGCUAAGGACUAUCCCAACGCCAUUGACCUUUACAGCAAGGCCAUUCUCUGCAAGCCCGACCCCGUCUUCUACUCCAACCGUGCCGCCUGCUACAACGUCCAAUCUGACUGGGACAAGGUCGUCGAGGACACCAGUGCCGCUCUCGCCAUGGACAGCGAAUACGUCAAGGCUCUUAACCGGAGAGCCAUUGCCUACGAGCACCUCGGAAAGUUCAGCGAGGCUCUUCUUGACUUCACUGCCAGCUGCAUCAUCGAUGCCUUCUCCAACGAUGUCAGCCGCAACUCCCUCGAGCGCCUGUUGAAGAAGGUCGCCGAGAAGAAGAGCCAGGCUAUCCUCGAGGCCCGCACCAAGAAGCUACCCAGCGCUACCUUCGUUUCCAACUACCUCCAGAGUUUCCGUCCCCAGGUCCUGCCCGAGGGUCUUGAGGAGUCUGUUGAGUUGAGCGAGGAGUCUGGUAAGGGUCAGCUGCGCAAGGGUCUCGUCGCCAUGGCCAAGAAGACCGCUGAUGGCUACGAAGAGGCCGCUGCUGCCUUCGAAAAGGCCCUCGAGCUCGGCGAACUUGGUGACUUUGAAGGCUUGGCCCUCAACAUGAGAGCCACUUUCACCUACCUCGGCGGCAACGCCCCCGGUGCUCUUGUUGACCUGAACAAGAGUGUUGAGCUGUCACCCUCUCUGGUUCAGAGCUACAUCAAGCGCGCCAGCUUGCAUCUCGAGCUUGGAAACAAGGAUGCCGCCGCCGAUGACUUCGAGCUUGCCAUCACCCACAACAAGGACGACCCCGAUAUCUACUACCACCGUGCCCAGCUGCACUUCAUCCUCACUGAGCUUGCCGAGGCCGCCAAGGACUACCAGAAGUCGAUUGACCUCGACCGCUCCUUUAUCUACUCUCAUAUCCAACUCGGUGUGACACAAUAUAAGAUGGGCUCCGUUGCCUCAGCGAUGGCCACUUUCCGCCGCACAGUCAAGAACUUCGAGGAGGUACCCGAUGUGUACAACUACUAUGGUGAGCUUCUGCUCGACCAGCAGAACUACUCCGAGGCCAUCGAAAAGUUCGACAAGGCUGUCGAGAUGGAGAAGCAGAGCAAGCCCAUGGGUAUCAACGUCUUGCCCCUGAUUAACAAGGCUCUUGCCCUGUUCCAGUGGAAGCAGGACUUCCAAGAGGCUGAGAACCUCUGCCAGAAGGCUCUGAUUAUCGAUCCCGAAUGUGACAUCGCCGUCGGAACCAUGGCCCAGCUGCUUCUCCAGCAGGGCAAGGUCUCCCAGGCUCUGAAGUACUUUGAGCGCGCCGCUGAGCUGGCUCGCACCGAGGCCGAGAUCAUCAACGCCAUCUCCUACGCCGAGGCUACUCGCACCCAGCUGGAGGUCCAGGAGAAGUACCCCCAGCUGGCAGCCCGUCUGAACACCAUGGGCGCCAUGGGCGGUCCCGGCAUGUAA
Messenger RNA from Penicillium nucicola, 1866 nucleotides. It is a transcript of the gene tom70, whose product is annotated as putative mitochondrial outer membrane translocase receptor (TOM70). Gene Ontology annotation, biological process: intracellular protein transport. Gene Ontology annotation, molecular function: protein-transporting ATPase activity; protein binding. Gene Ontology annotation, cellular component: mitochondrial outer membrane. Lineage: Eukaryota; Fungi; Ascomycota; Eurotiomycetes; Eurotiales; Aspergillaceae. The record is from RefSeq and is a predicted model, not a curated record. Bases 1 to 1866 code for a protein of 621 amino acids. The transcript is spliced from 5 exons.